CUUGCAAGUUAAACGAUCAGCUGAUAUAAUUUUUGUUUACAUUCAAAAGUGUAAAAUUUAAAACGUACGAAAACUCAUUACAAAGUGAUAUCCUGACAUAGUUGCGUACGCGAACGCAAAAACCUGAAAGUUUUGGUUAAACAUAAACAAUUAACAGCUACGCGAACAAUGGCCAUGUUUAUUAAAAGUAUAUGCCAACAAACUCGUUGCGUUCUUCAAAAUCCAGUGAAUUCUUUACAGUUUACACGAAAUAUGAGCGUUUUAGUGAAAUCCCUCAAAUACUCCAAACAUGGCGAACCGGCGGAAGUGCUCGAGAUUGUUGAGGAUCAGUUGAACCAGCCAAAUGAUAAUGAAGUAUUGGUAAAAAUCCUUGCAGCCCCCAUCAAUCCGGCAGAUAUAAAUACUAUACAAGGUAAAUAUCCCGUCAAACCGAAAUUUCCCGCCGUUGGUGGUAACGAAUGUGUCGCUGAAGUUGUGUCAGUCGGUAAAAAAGUCUCUAAAUUGAUCACCGGUCAACACGUAGUACCUUUCGCUACGGGCUUGGGCACUUGGACGACACAUGCUAUUUUCGCCGAGGAACAUCUCAUGCCUGUUUCUUCUAAAAUAGGACUUGCUGAAGCAUCUACGCUUACUGUAAAUCCCUGUACUGCCUAUCGUAUGCUAAAAGAUUUUGUGACUUUGCGUCCUGGAGAUUGCGUCAUACAAAAUGGUGCAAAUAGCGCUGUCGGGCAGGCGGUGCAUCAGUUAUGUAAGGCAUGGGAUAUAAAAUCCGUUGGCAUAGUACGCGAUCGCACAGAUAUAGGUCCCUUGAAAGAUUAUUUAAAGUCACUUGGCGCAACUGAAGUACUAACCGAAGAAGAAAUUCGCGCGAGUCCGCUAUUCAAAGAAAAACAUUUGCCAAAACCGCGACUAGCCUUGAAUUGUGUGGGUGGUAAAAGUGCCACUGAGGUAGCACGUCAUUUGGAAGAUAAAGGUGUAAUGGUCACCUAUGGAGGUAUGUCGCGCGAACCGGUUGUCGCCAGUACAGCUGCCCUCAUUUUCAAAGAUAUAGCAUUCCGCGGUUUUUGGAUGACCCGCUGGACGAAGGAAAACUCUGAUUCGCCGCAACGUACACAAAUGUUCAAUGAUUUGUGUGAAAUGAUCGAGCAGGGAAAGUUCAUCGCCCCGGUACAUGAGAUGGUACCAUUGCAGAAGUUUAGGGAAGCAAUGGCAGCAGCUAUGAAUUUUAAAGGUUUCGCCGGCAAGAAGUUUAUAUUGGACUUGCAGAAUUGAAAGAUAUUUAUAGUAUAUCUUCCUUUAUGUUCAAUAUCGUUUGUUAUCUUUUUACAUAUUUGCUUAUCCACCCUUCGGAAAAAAAUGUAGCUGAUUGUAUUCAUAUGCAUGUAUGUAUGCAUGUAAUUAACAAAGUAGACUGUUUUCAAUUCUUAACAUUAAAACAUCUAUAACUUAUAAUGGGUAAGA
Rhagoletis pomonella (apple maggot) is the source of this 1461-nucleotide messenger RNA. Its product is annotated as enoyl-[acyl-carrier-protein] reductase, mitochondrial-like. The record is from RefSeq and is a predicted model, not a curated record. Gene Ontology annotation, molecular function: trans-2-enoyl-CoA reductase (NADPH) activity. Lineage: Eukaryota; Metazoa; Arthropoda; Insecta; Diptera; Tephritidae. The transcript has 2 exons. Gene Ontology annotation, biological process: fatty acid metabolic process. The coding region runs from base 169 to 1272 and encodes 367 amino acids. Gene Ontology annotation, cellular component: mitochondrion.